AUGUUAGGAACUGCAUCUUUGUCUUCCUCUUCCUUCACCUAUCGAUCCACCUAUGAUGUGUUCCUCAGCUCCCAUAUUGAUACUCAUCACAGUUUUACUCGGAAUCUCUACAAAGCUCUUUUUGACAGGGGAAUCUACACUUUCAUUGUCGAUGAGGAGCUUCGAGUAGGGGGUGGAAUUAGACCAUCACUUGUGAAGGCCAUUCAAGAGUCCAGGAUUGGCAUCAUCGUCUUCUCUAAGAACUAUGCAUUUUCCUCAUUUUGCUUGGAUGAACUUGUCAAGGUCAUUGAGUGCAGUAAGGAGUACUACCGGUUGGUUUGGCCGGUUUUUUACGACGUUGAUCCUUCUGACGUGAAAUAUCAGAGAGGGACUUAUGGAGAAGCACUGGCUAAGCAUGAGCAGCAGUUCAAGGAGAACUCUGACAAAGUGCAGGGAUGGAGGAUGGCUCUGUGUCAAGCAGCUAGCUUGCCUGGAUGGAUUUUCAAACCUAGGGAUGGAUAUGAAGACAAGUUUAUUGGGACCAUAGUUAAAGAGGUCUCCAACAAAAUUAAUCGCAUUCCUUUACAUGUUGCGGAUUACCCAGUUGAACUGGAACCUCGGGUGCGAGAAGUAUGCUUGUUGCUGGAUGUUGGAUCUAAUGAUGGAAUGCACAUGGUAGGGAUCUAUGGAAUGGGCGGAAUUGGCAAGACAACUCUUGCUCGAGCAGUUUAUAAUGUCACUGCAGACAAAUUUGAAGGUUCAUGUUAUCUUGAUAAUGUGAGAGAAAAUUCAGCUAAACAUGGAUUAGUGCACCUUCAAGAGAGGCUUCUUUCUGAGAUAUGUGGAGAGAAAGAUAUUAGGUUAAAAAGUGUCAAUCAGGGGAUCUCAGCAAUAAAGCAUAGGCUCCAGGAUAAGAGGGCUCUUCUGAUUCUAGACGAUGUAGACAAAGUGGAGCAAUUGGAGGCCUUAGUUGGACGAUAUGAUUGGUUUGGUCAUGGUAGCAGAGUCAUCAUUACAACUCGGGAUAGACAUUUGCUAAGAUCUCAUGAGAUUGAAAAUAUAUAUGAGGUAAAACUGUUAAAUAACGUAUCUGCUCUUGAAUUGCUUACUUGGAAUGCUUUCAAGCACGGGAAAGUCAGUUCAAGUUGCCAGGACAUUUUAAACCAAGCAGUAACUUAUGCUUCCGGCCACCCAUUGGCUUUGGAAGUAAUAGGUUCAAACUUGUUUGGGAAAAGUGUGGAUGAAUGGAGAUAUGCAUUAGAUAAAUAUAAAAGGAUUACACGUAACGAGAUCCAAAUGACACUUAAAGUAAGCUAUGAUGCUUUGGAAGAUGAAGAGAAGAGUGUUUUUCUCGACAUUGCUUGUUGCUUCAAAGGAUAUGAAUUGGCACAAAUUGAAGAUGUACUUUGUGCGCAUUAUGGUUACCACAUGAAACAUCAUAUCAAAAUGUUGGAUGAAAAGUCUCUAAUAAGAAUUACUUCGGAUGGUAGGGUGGCUCUACAUCCCUUGAUAGAGGACAUGGGUAAAGAAAUUGUCCGCCAGGAAUCACGGCGUGAGCCUGGGAGACGCAGUAGGUUAUGGUUCUUUGAAGAUAUACUUGACGUUUUACUAGAAAAUACAGGAACUAGUAAAAUUGAAAUUAUACAUUGGGAUUUCUCCUUGUUGAAAGUAGUAGAAUGGGAUGGAAUGGCCCUCGAAAAGAUGAAAAACCUCAAAACACUUAUAAUUAGAAAUGGUCAUUUUUCUAGAGGUCCCAAGCAUCUUCCAGAUAGUUUAAGAGUACUGGAAUGGUGGAGAUAUCCUUCGGAGGAUUUACCAUCUGAUUUUAAUCCAAGGAAGCUUGUCAUAUGCAAAUUACCAUAUACUCGCACUAUGUCACCCAACCUGGCCAAGUUACUGGAGAAUUUACAAAGGGCUCCUGAAGUUUUGCAAACUUCACAGAGGGUUCCUGAAAUCUCACAGGGUGUUCCUGAAGUUUUGCAGACUUCACAGAUGGGGGUUCCUGAAGUUUCACAUAUGGUUUCUGAAGUUUUACAGGCUUCACAGAGCAUUAUUGAUGUUUCGCAGACUUCAAAGAGUGCUCCUGAAGUUUCACAGAUGCUUGUUCCUGAAGUUCUGCAAACUUCAACGAGUGCUCUUCAAGCCGAGAUGAUGUGGAGACUUGUUGGCCUUGUGUCAAGUAUAGUUGGCCUUCUAUGUUUUGCUCUGAGCCCUUCAUUCCAUCGUUUAAUUGGACAAUGGAACCCUUUCAAGUUCUCUCUUUACGCGCUGUUGUCCUUGGUUAUUUGUGCCACGAUACUAUUUGCAAGGCAGUCCUCAUUUUCAAAGAAGAAUGUUAAGCUCAAAGCCUAUUUGGGGUUUUCAGUUUUGAUGGUCAUGUCUGUGUACUCAUAUUUUUAUGACAGAGCUGUGAGUGGGAAACCUGAAAUACGGAGCUUGGUUGCAAAUGCUGCCUUUGCUUUGAUGUCACUGAGCUUGUCCAAACUGAUUAAGUUUGGCUUUGAGAUGGGUAUAUUUUGUUUCUUUCUAGGUUGCUUUACAAUUCAACUGGUAACCAUUGACUUUAAACUAAUUUCAGUUGCCAUAAUCUUUGGUUGUCCACUCUUUAUUAUGCAUUCCUCUUCAGAUUACCAACCACAGGUUAGUAAUCAAGGUCAAGAUAUUUAUUCCUCUUCAGAUUCCAGACCAGAGAUUGUAGUGGAGGUCAACAUGCCAUAGACAUUCAUAUGGGAAGCAUGAAAGGCAUAUGAACUACGCAGGGAACAAGCUUUUGGAUAAGUACUGCAUCAUUGUUGGUGAUUUUGGUUUUUGAUUCAUAUGGACAAUGUAGAUAAUGUAACAAGUUAGGAAGUGUUUGCUCCAAAAGAGUUUUGUUUACUUUACUUAUAUUCUUGGAACAUAAGCCUCAAUAAUUUCAUCCAAUCCGAGUCUGUAAACCUUCUUGGAUUCCCUUUCAGCUUGUGGUUUGUAAAUGUGACAUGUUAAAUGGAUUAUAUCAGGAGUAUAAAUUGAUCCUAGCACAAGCAAUGAAUCAUCAAUGUCUUUCUGGUUCUGAAAGAAGUUUUCCAAGAUAGCUCUGUACUGUGAAGGAGAAUGUGGCAUGUAAAAUUGGCGAUAGAAGUCAAGAUUAGCAUACUCAUCAAUUGUGCAGUGUGAGAUGGGUAUAUUCUUUUAUAUCAUAGAAGUUCUCCGAACAAAUUAUGUUGGUAUUUUCUGUUAUUUCAUAGGCUGCUUUGCAAUUCAACUGGUGACCAUCAACUAAAAGCUGAUUUUGGUUGCCAUAUUCUAUGGAUGUCCACUGUUCAUCAUGCAUUCCCGACCAGAGUUUGACAAUGGAGCUCGAGAUAUUCAUUUCUCUUCAUAUUCUGGACAAAAUGGUGGUAGUGGAGUUCAACAUGUCGUAGACAUUCACACAGGAUGGGAAACAAGGCAGGCAUAUGAACUACAUUAGAUAAAAAGCUCUUUGAGAAGUGCUAUAGCAUUGUAGGGAAUUUCGGUUCUUUUAUCCACAUGGACCUUGUAGAUAAUGUAGUAAGUUCCAAAGUGUCCCCGUGGGUGGUGUUUGCUCCAAGUGUUUUGUUUCUUGAUGUUUAUUCUUGGAACAUAUGCCUCAAUGAUUUCAUCCAUGUCUGUAGACCUUCUUGGGAGUUUGGAAAGAGAACGAAGGAAAGGGUUUGAAGGGUAAGGGAAGAGAAGAGAAGUGAGGAGGAAGAAAGGUUAAUAAAAUCCCCCAAAUUGGGAAAACGUAGAAACAUGGGCUCAGAAAGGUUUGUAAAACCUCUCCCUCUCAUCUAAAACUCCCAAAGGAGGAUUAUCAUCACAUAAGUCUUUAUCUUCUCUCCCUUUCCCCCAAAAAACUAACUCCCAAACAAAGCCGUAGAUGCAAAACAUAUGUAAUGAUCUUAGCCAUCCAUUUUGUACAAACUACUGAAGUGUAGGAAUUAAUCUUGGAGUUGCUGUUAGGGGGGUAAUUUUGGGGACAGAAAAUGUAUAUAAGCAGGUGGUGUGUUAGAAGAUUAUUCAUUCAGUUGUAUUACAUUGCUGUGAGUCAGAAUAAUAUUUUGAAUAUACAAAGAACACUAUUCCUUGCAGUGCACAUUCGUGUGUUUUAAUAUCAGUCAUAAGUGGUUUGUAAAUGUGAAAUGUUCUAUGGAUUAUAGUGGGAGCAUAAAUUGAUUCAAGCAUAAGCACAGAGUCUAAGAAUCAUCAAUGUAUUUUUGGUUUGGAAAGAAGUUUGUCAAGAUAGCUCUGUAUUGUGCCCGAGAACACAGCAUGUAAAAUUGGUUAUAGAAGUCAAGUUCAGCAUACCAUCAUGAUGCUGAUUUUGGAACAAUUUCACUGUCUGGUUAACUAUACAUGUUCUUCAACAAGAUAAAGGAACCUAAUACCCUUUUGUAAUCUGCUGUGUGUGAAUUUGAGAGCAUAAAGAAUCCAAGUUGAUCACAAUGUAUUUAUUAUAAUUCCAUCCCUGCUAGUUGCAUCCAUUU
Messenger RNA from Abrus precatorius (Indian licorice), 4466 nucleotides. Its product is annotated as TMV resistance protein N-like. Lineage: Eukaryota; Viridiplantae; Streptophyta; Magnoliopsida; Fabales; Fabaceae. The record is from RefSeq and is a predicted model, not a curated record. The transcript has 4 exons. The coding region runs from base 1 to 2697 and encodes 898 amino acids. Gene Ontology annotation, biological process: defense response; signal transduction. Gene Ontology annotation, molecular function: ADP binding; ATP hydrolysis activity.